CGGAUCAAUACCUAGACAGACAGGCAGCUUUGAGGCAAUCAGAGGACGGAGGAGGGGGUCAGCUUUUGGGAGAGGGUUGUGUCUGGUUUUGUGGGAGAGUUGCUGCUGCUGCAGACACCAGCAGAGACAGACAGAGAGAAGCUGCUGCCUCCUUCAGCGUGUCUGCAUCAGAUGAGCGGGGGUCACCCAGGAUUCCCUUCAAACUCCAAGAAAAAAGACAGAAAAAACCCCAAAACAUGUGACACCAUUCUUUUUUUUACCUUUCCUUCUGGAGACGAACUGCUUCCUGCUGCUGCUGCUGCUGCUUUUUCCUCCUUAUUGUUGAUUAUUUAAAUGAAGGCGCUAAAAAGAGGGGAGGAAAGAAAAGUGGGACACAAAAUGUGAGGAGAAGAGUCUCUGAGAACGCAAGAGACGAUUUAGGAAUCCAUAACGGAUCUUUUUUUUCUUUGUUUCCUGAAGGUUUUGAAAGAAGAGCUGCGAUGCAAAGCAUCUCUUUUAUUUGAGAUCUUUGAGACUCGGAUGUUUAUUAUGAAGCCUUGAACGGACCAUAACGGAAAAGUUUCACCUGGAAAAAUGCGAUUUUUAACACAAUUUCAAUCAUUUUUACAGCAAAAAAUGCAUCUGGACAAAUGUCAUUUAUAGACCGCCUGUUGGUUCAAGUCGCCCGCCCUCUGACAGCCGGCUUUCCUUCCUUUUCUCUACUUCAACAAAGAAAUCCAGCACGUAAAGCGGACUAAACUUUAAACAGAUACGGCGGAUCAUCGCAUUCCUUCCAAAAUAUCAAGGACAGAGACCGUCAAAACUCCGGAGAGCGAGGCUAUAUGAAGAUCGCGACACGGUUGUUGCUUUUCCCUCGCAGAAAUGCCAGUGCGUGCUGUGACCACCAGGUUCAUGUACAAGGGACUUUGCACUAUUCCAGAUGUCCUCACCUACCGGACCCCUGUUAGCCUGCCCGAGGAUGAGGUGGAAGAGAUCCGCGAGGCUUUCAAAGUAUUUGACCGAGACGGGAACGGCUUUAUCUCAAAGCAGGAGUUGGGGAUGGCCAUGCGUUCGCUGGGCUACAUGCCCAAUGAGGUGGAGCUGGAGGUCAUCAUCCAAAGACUCGACAUGGAUGGUGAUGGGCAGGUUGGCUUUGAGGAAUUUGUCACGUUGCUGGGCCCCAAACUGUCGGCUGCUGGAAUGCCUGACAAGUUCCACGGAGCAGACUUUGAUUCUGUGUUUUGGAAGUGCGACAUGCAGAAACUGACAGUGGAUGAGCUCAAACGACUCCUGUACGAUACUUUCCGUGACCACCUCACCAUGAAAGACAUUGAGAACAUCAUCAUGACUGAGGAGAACCACCUAACCAGCCCAGAGUCACAUGUGGACAUCGACACGAGCCCAACGCAGCAGGAGAAGCACACGUGUGUGCGUAAAAGUCUGAUUUGUGCCUUCGCUAUUGCGUUUAUCAUCAGCGUCAUGCUCAUUGCAGCAAAUCAAAUGCUCCGCAGAGGGAUGAAAUAAUAAAUACAACCAGCGGGAAUCAAAAAAGAGCUAAGAGAGGAGAAAAACAAAAAACUAACCAAAACACAUUUACCAUGUUAGGUUUUAUUCACAGCUGACAAGCAUGAUGAUGUUCUCCCAGCUUCCCUCACCAGAAUAAUGGAUGAAAUGAUGUCAGCCGGUGGUUGUGUGUGCCCAUUUAUCACACCGUGGCCAGGUGGAAAACAGAACUGAAGGAAAGGCACUCAUGAGGGCAGAAAAAAUAACAUUUUGAGACAACAUGUCUUUUUGAAAUGCAUGUUAAAAUCGAAAAAAUGAAGCAAUACUAAAAAAAAAUGAAGUAUAUGUGUCCUCAUGUCUUUAUUUACUGUAGUUUGUCAAUGAUUUUAUAAAAUCACAAGUUAGGUGAACAAGCACAGUCCUCUUUAUUUAAAAAUGUUUAGUUUUUAUUUUAUCUAAACUGAAGUAUCCCCAUUAUAUUGCUUUUUUUUUUCCACAAAAAAGUCUUUCUUCCGAUAUUUGGCUAAAAUGAGUUACAAAGUGUAUAUAAAAAACUUCCAUUUCAUUUCUGCUAAGGUUAUGUGACGAGCCAGGAGAGCAACAAUCAGCUUCUUUUGAACUGCAGACAAAUGACCAUUUAAAGACAGUAAUAUAUUAAGAAAACUGUGACAAGGGGAAAAAAAACCCUGAAAAACAAGAUUGCAGACGAUGAAAGAGGUCCUCGAGUAAAUGUGGCGGGAAAAAAAAUCACAGUUUACUAAGAAUGAAUUUUCACUGCAACUGAAUCUACUGCAAGAGGUCUGAGACAGCUUUUUAAUUCAAAAAUAUGUUCUGUCACCUGAAAUGUGAGCUAUCGCAGCUUUAAAGCUCAAUCUGAGGAUGUCACACGCAUGUGAAUGCAUUUUUAUUCCUUUAGGUUGAACGUUUCUUUUCAAUUUAAAUUUAGAUUCUGAAUUUUAAUUUAUCCUCUCGUGCAAAAUAUCAAUUUCUUAAAAAAUCGACCCACUCAAGUGCUACAAACAUUAUGUCCACUGUGUGAAACGCCUGCAAAUUGUUACCCCAAUUUUUAGGAAUUUGAAACGAGUCAAAAGUGUCAGUAGCAAAAUGUCCCGAGACACCAGCUGUGAAUACGUCAAGCACUGCUUAAAAGCUACGUUUAUCCUGUGCUAUUUAUAUUAAACGUGAUCAUGAAGCGGUACAAUUGCAUGUAAGAAAAGAAAAAAAAAAAACGUAUGUGUGAUCUGCCUGUGAGAUAGAUUUUUCAGAUAUAUGUUCAAAUAAUUAUGCAAUUUGUUAAGUGAUCAUUGCAAAAAAGAAGAACUUUCUCAGUAUUUGGCAUUUACCUAUAAAUGUCAGUUUUAGUGGAUGUACAAAUAGCAAAAUGAUAGAUACUUUGCAUAAAUAUCUAUGAAAAAUCCUCUCACAUCUCAUGAGAAGUAGUUUUGUUUUUUACAUGAACCAUUGAAAAGACAUUUUGUUUAGAAUGUAUCAUGCAUAUAUUUUAUUUUUUUAUCUAUGUUAUUUUAUCUUUAAUAUGAACAUUAUCUUUUUUAAAACUAUUUUAAAAAUGAGCAAAAAAUAUAUAUAAAAUGUAUAUUUAUUUACCUUUCAAUUGCAAGUCUUAAGCUUUAACUUGUAUUGACUUUUGUUAAGGUUAUUUUAACUUUACUAUUUGUUUAAUAAGGCAAGCUUUAAAAAAAUACUUUUCUUGUCGUUGAUGAUUUAUCAAAGCUUUACCACAAAAGGAGAGGUACGGCUCAGUGAGAAUCUCUGGCAAUAAAACUGAUUUUUUUCUCACGUAAAACCGAUUCAUAGCAUUACCUCUUCAUGUGAACAUAUCAUAAAAGAUAUGAAUUUUGUGCUGUUGUAAGUAUAGUCACUGUGAAAAAUCUGAUGAAACACUAUAAGCAACUAUCUUAAUCUGAGUGUUUUGGUGUUUUGAUGAGUAGAUUUUUGUAUCUUCUGUCGACUAAUCGUCAAAAGUGUUGUUAUAUGUGUACAUUUUUGCAGAGGGCGGCUUCUGUUCUGUGCCUUUGGCAUUUGAAAAACUGUCUUGCAACUGUAGUAACUCCAGAGAGGCUGGCACAGAAAUGAUGGAAUGUCACUUUCAGCAAAAAA
Oryzias melastigma (Indian medaka) is the source of this 3600-nucleotide messenger RNA. It is a transcript of the gene cabp7b, whose product is annotated as calcium binding protein 7b. The transcript is spliced from 5 exons. Lineage: Eukaryota; Metazoa; Chordata; Actinopteri; Beloniformes; Adrianichthyidae. The coding region runs from base 862 to 1503 and encodes 213 amino acids. Gene Ontology annotation, molecular function: calcium ion binding. The record is from RefSeq and is a predicted model, not a curated record.